Messenger RNA from Capsicum annuum, 1220 nucleotides. RefSeq names its product protein LIKE COV 3-like. NCBI's taxonomy places the organism in Eukaryota, Viridiplantae, Streptophyta, Magnoliopsida, Solanales, Solanaceae. The transcript has 6 exons. Gene Ontology annotation, cellular component: Golgi apparatus. The coding region runs from base 155 to 985 and encodes 276 amino acids. The record is from RefSeq and is a predicted model, not a curated record.
AAGUUUUAAAUAUUUAUAUUGAGAAACUUUGGAGAAAAAGGGGCUAGGGUGUGCAGGGAAUUGGAUUAACUGCAUAUUCAUUAUUAGGGGAAGAAAAGGCAAAGAAAGAAGGAAGGAAGGAGAUCUAUAAUUUUGAUACGUUAUUGAUAUUAAUAUGGGGACGCCAAGAUCAGAUAUGUCUAUUAAGGAUAGAGAAUUAGAGAUUCUGAUACCGGUGCCCAAUAUAAAUGUUAAAGAUCACUCUAAAUCUUCUUCUCCUUCUGAUUCCCCUAAUACUCCCUCUUCUUCUCCUUGUAGGUCUCAUCAUUCCUCUGGCAAAGAGGCGUUUAGCAAAGUUAUUCGUAGCUGGACUUCGAAAAAAUUCAUCACCGGAUGUGUCAUCUUAUUUCCCAUAGCCAUAACCUUCUACAUCACCUGGUGGUUUAUUCAUUUUGUGGAUGACUUCUUUUCUCCAAUCUAUAAUCAUCUUGGAAUCAAUGUAUUUGGUCUUGGAUUUAUUACCUCCAUGACUUUCAUCUUCUUUGUUGGAGUGUUCAUGUCCUCGUGGCUAGGUGCAUCUCUUCUUAGUUUAGGAGAGUGGUUCAUAAAAAAAAUGCCCCUCAUGAGCUACAUCUACUCUGCCUCCAAGCAAAUUAGCUCAGCAAUUUCACCAGAUAAGACUUCACAAGCCUUCAAAGAAGUGGCUAUAAUAAGGCAUCCGCGGCUUGGUGAGUAUGCAUUUGGCUUCAUCACUUCAACGGUCAUACUUAACACGAAUACAGGUGCAGAAGAACUCUGUUGUGUUUAUGUGCCGACUAAUCACCUCUACCUUGGAGAUAUAUUCUUUGUGAAUUCUAAGGACGUUAUGAGGCCCAAUCUCUCUGUUCGAGAAGGGAUAGAAAUUGUUAUCUCCGGGGGGAUGGCUGUACCAAAGGUGCUGAACAUACAGGAAGUGCAAUCCAUUUUAUCUCCAAGAGUUGGAAAAUUUGUAGUUCCACAAGUCUGAUGACUCGACAUUUGAACCUCCAUUCCCAAGAGACCAUGGAAAAGAUGUCUGGACGUGUAAAUUGGACAUACAAAGCGUAGAAAUGAGAUUAAUAAUUAGUGGAUAAGAGGCUCUUGCAAGAAUAUAUCCCCAUCUUUCUCCUCUGAUUUUUGUGAUCUUUUGGUAUAUUAAUAUGAUUUUUGUAAAUCAACACUAAACAAACAAGAUUUUGUCAAAUGAGCUCUAGUUAGAAAUU